Seminavis robusta is the source of this 2128-nucleotide messenger RNA. NCBI's taxonomy places the organism in Eukaryota, Bacillariophyta, Bacillariophyceae, Naviculales, Naviculaceae. The record is from the annotation of a GenBank genome assembly.
AAGCGACAGCAAGUGCUGGUACUACGAGUUCCAAGGAGCACGACGAGUUGGCAGCCACUUUGGCAUCUGCUCUCUUACCAGGGGCCAUUCCUCCUUCGAUCCCCGGGAAAAAACCGAUGCCCAAAACGCCAUCCAAUUCGGUUGUCAUUCAGGAAGGAGCCAACGUUAGUGGAGCCAAGAAAAAGUUGCCUCCCAAGACUCCCAGAAAUUCUGUCAUUAUUGCUUCCGAAGCCGAGGCAGCUGUCGUGGCUGUCAAUGUCAAGGAAGACGAUGACGACGACGAUAUUCCCAUGAUGGGAAAGGUUUCCAUAAAAUCAGAAGAAGAAAAAGCCACGCAACAGGAACAGCAGCAGUCAUUGCCCACCAAAACACCUCGCAAUUCCGUCGUGGUGCCGAAUCAAGAAGCCGCCGCGGCAGCCAUUGUGGCAGCAUCCGCCGCCGCACAGGGCAUGGCCAUGCCUCCUCCUCAAAUGAUGCCGCAGGGGAUGCCGCUGCCGCAGGGAAUGCAUCCUCACCACAUGAUGCCACCGCACGGAUUUCCACAGGGAAUGCCUCAUCCAGGAAUGAUGAAGGGAAUGCCUCCUCAGGGCAUGCAUCCACAGGGAAUGCACCCUCAAGGAAUGCAUCCUCAGGGCAUGCCUCCUCAAGGAAUGCAUCCUCAGGGAAUGCCCCCUCAGGGAAUGCCUCGUCAAGGCAUGCCUCCUCAGGGAAUGCCUCCCCAAGGUAUGCAUCCUCAGGGAAUGCCACCCCACAUGCAGGGCAUGCCGCCACAGCAAAUGGGCAUGCCACCGCCCCACAUGAUGGGUGGAGCCGUGCCCAUGGGCAUGCGCAUGCCAACGCAAGGACCCGCCUGGCAACGUCCACCACCGCCGCCACAACAACCGCGACCCAUGCCUCCCAUGAGAGCAUUUUGCAAUCCUCAUCCCAAUGCGCCGCCCAUUCCGGCACAGGCAUUAGAGAGCAAAAUGAUGAAGUCCAGAGAUAUUUCCUACAUUAUUCAUUCUAUUCUCAAACCGGUUCUCAUGGCAGGAUUUUCCGAAAAUGACUACGAUAUUCAGUUGCUCUACCGACAAUCGGGAGCUAGACCCGCCGGACCCAGGCCCGUCAUGUUUCGAGGGGCAGCAGCAUCACGCAAGGCUGAUUCCAAUUCCGAAGCAACCACCUCCAAUCCGGUACAACAAGAAAUGCAAUCGCGAGAAAAGAAAUCCAAAGAUUGGUCCACCAAGAAUGCCGCCCUGGGGCACAUCCCCAAGGCAAAUGUCGCUAGACCUCGCGCGUUGAUUGCCAGUCCUGUCAUGGCAUCGCAAGACAAUUCAUCGGAAAGCAAGAGCAAGACGGAACAAAAGAUGAGAGCACGACUCUGGAAGGCACGUAUUUACUGCGAUCAAGCCUAUCAGGCAUAUCUUACGGUGGUGGAUAUCUGGGCCAAGGCGGCACCUGGAUCCGUCCCACCGCAAGUGCAGGCGCCGCUGAUCAAAUUGAUGAAGUGUCUGGGAAUUGCCCCGGAAUCGACAGAUGAUGGCAGUGCCGCUACUGCCACUACUGCAGGAGACUUCAAAGUUGAUCCACUCGUUCUACAGCUAUUUCUCAAAUUGAGCAAAGGCCGAGUUUUGAUGGCACGGAUUGUGGAACAUGCGUUGUUGCCGCCUAGUGCCGUGCAGGCUGUUUUGCCAACAACGCUGGAUAUCCUCUACAAGACGCCCCGGCAGCAAGAGGAUCCAACAGAUGACCGCUGCUUUCGUGCAUUGACAAGUGUCGUUCAGACGUUACCGUCGCUUUCGGGUGAAGCAAUGAUGCAAUGUGCCGAGGUGAUGAAAGGCAACAGUCAAGCCGCGCUGUCGUCCACUUGUCGUAUGGAGUGUUUGCAUGCUCUCCUGCAACGUGGAACUGGCAUGGCAGGUAGUCCGGAGGCUGGAGACUUUGCCGGUCAAUGGAAAGAGACGGAAUCGUCAUUCAUGGCGAUCCUGUCAGGAAUGUAAAAGCCUAUUGUUUGCCGAUCAUGUCAGGAAUGUGGAAAGCUUGUUGACGGUCGCAGCCGUACUACUCUGAAACUGUUCUUUGGGGAUUUAGUUUGUUUUAUGUUUGUCUUUGGUAACUAAAUUUUUAAAUCUGCAUAUUUUAUCUUUUG